AUGGCCAAUGAACGAUAUAUAACGGCAGUAUUACCAGAACAUAGUAGAUCAGCAUUAGAUCGACUUUUGGAAGCAGAAGAAAAAGAAGCGGAAAAAUACACUAUCACUACAACAAAAGAACUUUUGGCUAUCAAAAGGGCAGCUUAUGAUCAGAUACAAGCUGAAUUCGGUGUAAAUGAAAUGGCUGGCAUGAAACGAAAAAUCAAUGAUCCUAUAAAUAUACAAAAUAAGAGAUUCGCUAUGGAUGGAUUUGAUGGAUCAAAUAGACAAGCAGAGGAUUCCAAUUUGGCUGAAGUAGAUGAAAAUAUAUUCUUUACUGUCAAUUAUGACAAGUACAAUAUGAUCUUUCGAAAUGAAACCAUAGUGGAUUAUGCUACGGAACGUGUGAAUCGAACGGCUGGACAAGUAAUCAAAGCCUUUUUUGAAUAUGGCAAGGAUGAAAUGAAAAAUGUCAAAGAAGAUGAUACUCCUUCAGCAACUCCAAUGCAUAUUGCCAAUCUUCUAUCACCAGAAUUAUUGACUCAAGGGGAUAUUAUUUUACAACAAGAUCCAUUAAACAAGAACAAACCACCAAGUACACAAGAUGCAGUCAGAGGAUACAUUACAUUAUUAAAGAUGGAUCAAGCAGGAUUUAUCAAGAACAAGGAUGAACGUGGGGCUAAUCAAUUUACGGUUAAUCUUGCCAAAUUACGUGAAUCUAUGAAACGCAAAUUACUGGAAAGUUUAUUACGGGAACGAUUAGGUGUAGCAACAUGUCGGAUUGCACGCAUUUUGAUUGAAAAGGGCAAAUUGGAUGAAUCUCAAGUACAAAAACUGGCCAUGUUACCACCAAAGGAUACAAGGGAAAAAUUGGCUCAAUUGAAUCUUCAUGGAUUUGUAGAAAUUCAAGAAGUACCCAAGUCGGCGGAUCGUGCACCUGGAAGGUCAUUCCAUUUAUGGUACGUACCAUUGGAAAAAUGUUAUGAAGAACUGUUGGUGGAUAUCUACCGGGUGAUUGGCAAUUUACAACAACGUAAAAAAGAAGAAUUGGCACUCCGAGAACGGCUAUUGGAAAAACUGAAUCGACAGGAUGUCAAGGAAAACAUGGAUUUACUUAGUGAUGGUGACAAGGCCAAUAUGGAAAACAUGGAAAAAGUAUUACAACGAUUAGAAACAUCCAAGAAUAGAUUAGAUGCCAUGGUGAUGAUUUUAAGGGACUUUUAA
Halteromyces radiatus is the source of this 1203-nucleotide messenger RNA. Its product is annotated as RNA polymerase III subunit RPC82-domain-containing protein. Gene Ontology annotation, cellular component: RNA polymerase III complex. Gene Ontology annotation, biological process: DNA-templated transcription. The record is from RefSeq and is a predicted model, not a curated record. The coding region runs from base 1 to 1203 and encodes 400 amino acids. The transcript is spliced from 5 exons. Gene Ontology annotation, molecular function: single-stranded DNA binding. Lineage: Eukaryota; Fungi; Mucoromycota; Mucoromycetes; Mucorales; Cunninghamellaceae.